Molecule: messenger RNA, 561 nt
Organism: Girardinichthys multiradiatus
Lineage: Eukaryota; Metazoa; Chordata; Actinopteri; Cyprinodontiformes; Goodeidae
Product: taste receptor type 1 member 2-like
Exons: 2
Coding region: 1-561 (186 amino acids)
Biological process (GO): G protein-coupled receptor signaling pathway
Cellular component (GO): membrane
Molecular function (GO): G protein-coupled receptor activity
Source: RefSeq, a predicted model, not a curated record
AUGCAAGAAAAACAAACUGGAAUCCAUAUAUGUUGCAUCAGGGGUGAAAUGUGCCCACGUGACACAUACGUCAAUAUCACAGAGGAUGCCUUUCAAUGCGUCAGCUGUAAGGAGACAGAGUGGUCUGAAGCAGGAAGUACAUCAUGUAAACUGUGGCUGGUGGAGUACAUACCAUUCACUGACAGUGGAGCAAUACUGGUAAUGGUUGGAACCUUGAUCUUGGUGGGUCUCAUUAUACCUAUUUCUGUUCUUUUUGCAAUCAACUUCAACACUCCUGUAGUCAGAUCUGCUGGAGGGCUGGUGUGCUUCCUUAUCUUAGGCUGCCUCACUUUGUGUAGUCUCAGUGUUUUCUUUUACUUUGGUAAGUCUACAAAUACUUCUUGUGUCAUGAGGUAUUUUCCAUUUCUUUUGUGCUACACAGUUAGCCUGGCAUGUUUUGUGGUGCGAUCUUUUCAGAUUGUUUGUAUUUUUAAAAUAGUUACAAAGAUCCCCGAACUCCAAACCUGGUGGAUAAAAUAUCAUGCUCAGUGGCUGCUCAUUACUGGGACAUUCUCAGCUUAG